GAUUUACUGGCCCGACCCGGCCUGAAGGAGGGGCUCGAGAAAUUUUGUCGGGGCGGGGGCUACGGUGUUCUGGUUGUCAUGACGAUCUCCUUCAUCCAAGGGAGCCAACCUUUCCGCCAAUUGGCAGUCUACAGCCCGCACUGUGACUUGAGAGAAUCGGUGAGUCGGGCAUUGGAGGAGUCAGAGACCCCUUCGCUACAGUUGACGCCAAUGGACAGCCCAGAUUCGGAAAUCGCGGCCUACCACCAGGGAAAUGGGCAGGCCUCUCGCAAGAAGGUGCUGCCGGUCGUCGGGGACUUUCUGAAGGCUCGGGAGGCCGGCCGGUCAGACUCCGCGGUCAUCUGCCGAGGGUGGCUAACCGGCUUGCGGGCCCCAAGGGGGUGCCAGGAGGAGGAUGGGGAGGAGGCUGUCCAUGAUGAAGAGGUCUGCCUACCCCCCACUCCUAUGAACAGCCUGGUGGAGGGCUGCCCUCUGGACGGGGGGCUGCCCAAACUCUCGCAGGAGGCCAUCUUGGAGCGGUUCGACAAAAUGGCCGCCGAGGCCCCUGCGGUGGAUUCCAGCGACAGCUAGGCCCGGAACUGCAGAGGUGGGAUGGAGAUUCUGGUUUUCACAGUCGAGGUUGUCAAUGGGAGAGGAGUUGACUCGACAGUGGGGAAAGAGGCAGGUUUGAAACUAGCUGGAGUCUUGCCCAGGCUCCUGCCCUCGAUGAACUUUUGCCUCCCUUCUAGGCAAGGAGACACUUUCCUUGACUUAACACCUGGUAUUCCCCCCCCCCCCACUUCCUUCUUUCCCACCUAUCCUCGCUUUUCCCACCUACUGCUACUGCGUGUCAAUCUUCUGGAGAAAAUGUGACCAUGGCGUGAUGUUGUGGCAGGGUAUAAUAAUUGGGGUGGGCGGGGGGGGGGGCGUGCGGAUGUUGAAGGUUCAAAGGCACAAUGGGGCUAAUGGCGUCUUCCUCUGCUGUCCUGUUGCUUGGCAUCCUGACACCAACAUCCACAGGAGGAGGCCAUUCAGCCCCUUCAGUCUCUUCCUCCUUUCAGCGGGGCAUCCGGUUUCCUCCCCACAGUCCAAAGACGUGCAGUUAAGGUGGAUUGGCCUUGCUAAAUUGCCC
Molecule: messenger RNA, 1111 nt
Organism: Chiloscyllium plagiosum (whitespotted bambooshark)
Lineage: Eukaryota; Metazoa; Chordata; Chondrichthyes; Orectolobiformes; Hemiscylliidae
Source: RefSeq, a predicted model, not a curated record